Messenger RNA from Ostertagia ostertagi, 834 nucleotides. Lineage: Eukaryota; Metazoa; Nematoda; Chromadorea; Rhabditida; Trichostrongylidae. The record is from the annotation of a GenBank genome assembly.
AUGACGGUCAUGGCUGCUAGCAGCACUAAUAUACUGAGUUCUGCUCCAGAAGUUGGCAGUUGGGCGGAAGCCGUGGAGCAAGAUAAUUUACCGAGUAAUGAUGUGAACGAAGAUGGUGUCAAAACUGUCGUCGCUUAUAUCGAGGAGGAUGGAUCACGAUACAAGGUGGGUUUGUCACUCAAUUCAAAGUUAUUACCAAAAACGUGCCCAAAAGUGGUCGCUGAGCGAAAGAAAAUGGUGAAGUUUGGACUUUGUCGAGAUGAACCUGCUGGCCCACAGGUUUCCACUACUUACGUGGCUGAAGAAGUGGAAAUGCAGUUCACCAGAAAUCGUGCCGGAGAACAGAUUCUGGACGUGCAAGAGGAUAAACAAGCAGCCAAAGUCACGAGCAGAGAACAUUGUCGUCACUGCAAAGGAAACGAUCACUGGAGCACAAACUGUCCAUACAAGGAGAUGUAUCAAGUGGAUGAAGAAAUCGAUGCAGCAGAAACUGCAGAGAAGGAGCGUGCAGCAGCUGCUGCUGGCGGUCGGUAUAUUGCUCCAGGAAUGCGCGGAGAUGCUCGGCAAGUAGAUCGAAGGUCCGAUGAGAACACCUGCAGAGUGACAAACCUUCCUCAAGAAAUGGAAGAAGCCGAACUUCGAGAGCUAUUUGCAGCCAUUGGAAGAGUCGUGCGUGUGUUUAUUGCUAGAGAUAAGAUCACAAAUCAGCCGAAAGGAUUCGCUUUCGUCACUUAUGAAAUGCGAGAGGAUGCCGAACGAGCGAUAGCCAAAUUGAACGGAAUACGAAAGCACCACAUGGUUCUCAAGGUUGAAUGGACUAGGCCAAGCAACUGA